AUAUGUGAGGGUUGUGAAUGUUGUUAACUGAACACUUCUGGGCAUUCCGAACUUUAAGUGAGGGUAUGUAGGCAGGUAGGAACGAGGAAACCCUGGUUAGGCUCCAACGAUACGCAGUCUUCGCAGACAGGGGACAGACAACGAAUUGUUAAACAAGGGAAAUGUCGGUGAAGGUCUGUCCACAUCGCAAUCGCUGAAGCAAUUAAUCUCACACUUAGCUUUCAACGUCGAUCGUACUUCUACGUAGAGCGAAAUCAUGAUAUCUUAUCAGAAUGCAUGUGACGACAGCGUGAGGGAAUGUGUAAGGGAGUGAACACGGGCUGGCAGAUGGAAAACUUGAUUACGUCUUGUACUUUACUAUUAACGUCAGGAACACAGCAAAUAAGGAAACGAAAAGUCGAAGAUACUGCUGAAUGAAGGAGUGUCAGCGGUGAAAUGAUACGAUGACGUGCUCACCCUAAGCCGAUAAUUACGAACUAGAUUGUAUGCCUCAGUGUGCACAAAGUGUCGAGACUCAUAUGUAAAACUUUCCGUCCACAUGACGCAUUGCAUUGUGUGAGUGGAAGGUUCUGUUCGUCCGGAUGACAUAUGUUUAACGAAGAACUUCUGCUCAAACCUUCCUUGGGCGAUAGACAGCCAAUUUGCUCGCCUGUCCUGUCAUAUGUGGUCGAAUCUAUCUGCAACAUAUAUAUGUUAUCUCCAAAAGUACGGAAGGUAUAAUGAUGUGACACCAGUGAAGACAGAACGACGUCAAAAGCCCUUGAUUUCACAGCUACUGUGAGUGUUUGCUGCAGUGGUCUAUAGUGGUGAUAUGCCUUGAAGACACUCGUGAGAUCGGACCAAUAUACAUGUGGUUGUGUAACAUAUUUGUACAGGAGACCUUGAGGUCAAACACGUGGACCGUGCACAAGGAAAAAGGAGACGCAUCAAUGAAGAAAAGGUUGCAAAAGAGAACAUCAUAUCCCUUUGAGUUUGAAUCCAAAUCUCUAUUUUGGGGCCACAGUUUAGCCUAGUAAUAUAUCUGCGUUGGUAACUUCCAUUGAGAUUUUUUUUUCCCAUUCAAACGAAAUUCUUCGUUAGCAGU
Molecule: messenger RNA, 1084 nt
Organism: Marchantia polymorpha subsp. ruderalis
Lineage: Eukaryota; Viridiplantae; Streptophyta; Marchantiopsida; Marchantiales; Marchantiaceae
Source: the annotation of a GenBank genome assembly